Styela clava is the source of this 1546-nucleotide messenger RNA. Lineage: Eukaryota; Metazoa; Chordata; Ascidiacea; Stolidobranchia; Styelidae. The record is from RefSeq and is a predicted model, not a curated record.
AGAUAUUAAAUAUUAUAUAUAAUUAUACUUGAAAGUAGUACUCGGCAGCAUAUCUCCCACGCUUCGACUUUUGUCUGCAAAAAAUGGAAGAUCAAGAUCAACCACAAGAGGGAGCUAAUGUGAACAUUACAGGGGCACACAUCGAUGAACUGCAUGCAGGACAUGUAAAUCAGAUUGUUGCUCAGGCAGAAGUAGUUCAAGCUCAAGCAGAAGUGAUUCAUGUAGACAACGUGAACCUUCACAUGCAUUUUGGAGAUAAUGCAGCACCACCUGCAGCAGCACCAGCUGAACUACAACAUGAUGCGCCUGCACCACAACAUCAAGUGCAGGAUGAUGCACCAUCUCCCGAACCAAAAAUGAAGAAAAAGGGGUAUUCCUCUUCAUCAGGUUUGUCAACGCAUAUACAAAGCAAAAAGCAACGCACCAGAAAUUUAAAAAUAAGCAAUGAAGAUGUGCUUGUGGCAGGUUCUGCAACAUAUUUGCAAGCAGAGCAAGAUGCCAAUGUUGAUAUUGCUUCAUCAAACAUUCACAUGACUGCAGAUGAAGCAACUAUAACUAAAGGGCAAGGAGCAACAACAAAUGUUUAUGGCAACGUUAACAUCUACAGAGGAAAAGAACCUAAAGAUGCAGCCCCUUCACAGCCUUCCACGUCAUCAGUCCCAACUGGAACUCCUGUUCAACCAUUGUCAGAUACAGGCACAGCAAUUGCUCCUGUGUAUAAAGGCAUUUCACCAGCAAAAGGCUUCUUCCAGCAAGUUACAGAGAAACUUUUUGGAGGUGUGAGAAGCUUCAUUGAUUAUUUCAAUUGGAGAACAUGGAAGCAAACAACAGUCAAUGUUACAGAAAGCUACAAAGAGCAAAACUUGGAAGAACCUGAAUUUGAGGUCAAUCCCAAGUUAAACAAAGUGACUGGUUUUUACAGGGGACAGAUGGCACCUGAUGUCACAGAGUACAGGAAGGAAAAAGAGUUCGCUGUCACAGAAGCGAAUGAAAAUAUUGUCGAAGUGAUCUCACCAAAUGAACUAGUCCAACAGCUGUGUGAGGAAGGUUGCCGAUGCGUAGGACUAGUGGGUCAAGCUGGAGGGGGCAAGACGACAAUGAUGAAGCGUACUGCACGAGGCGUUCUCGUCGCUAAUGAACUGGAUAACGAAUCUAAAGCAAAACUGGGAUUGUUUGCUCGGUUGUUCAAGAAACAGAAAAAUGGAUUCAAAUUUGUUCAUCACUUGAAUUUCAGAGACCUUCUUGUUUCUUAUGGUUUAACUCCAGAAGAAGCUUUAACUCCAUGUACUCUGCUUUUCGGAAACUUUGCACCCAAUCUAUCAGGUCAAACUUUAAGAGCGGGAUAUGAAUGGCUUCAGAAACACCAAUCAGAGGCAAUUUUCUUCAUUGAUGGCCUGGAUCAGGCUAUAUGGAAUCUAGAGGGAAAUUACAAUAAGAUGACAUAUACUGAUAGAUCUAGUACAGCCACAAUCAUGUUUAAUAUCUUAUCAGGCAACUUGUUCCCCAUGUAACAUUGGUUAUUUCUUCACGUGAACACAGGAUGGCA